Messenger RNA from Macadamia integrifolia, 2150 nucleotides. RefSeq names its product zinc finger protein GIS2-like. The transcript is spliced from 4 exons. The record is from RefSeq and is a predicted model, not a curated record. Gene Ontology annotation, molecular function: nucleic acid binding; zinc ion binding. The coding region runs from base 1130 to 1849 and encodes 239 amino acids. NCBI's taxonomy places the organism in Eukaryota, Viridiplantae, Streptophyta, Magnoliopsida, Proteales, Proteaceae.
AUUCUCAAUCUCCAAAGCUAGAUUCGAAGGUAUACUAUCCAAAGACCUCCCUACCUGCACAAGCACCAUAAUCGCCUCCCCCUUUUUCUUAUUGUCGGCUUCCCCUCCUUCAUCACCACCACUAUAUUUUCCACCAUUUCCACCACUGCUACCGCCUCUGUCAGAAAAGAACACGAUCAUGGGAUUCUCCCUCUACUUCACCUAUCAUUUUAGCGAGGAGCCGGAGAUUGAGGUUUUGGAAGCAUCAAUGCGGCCAAGAGAGGAAGGAGAAGCAGAUGAUGAAUGGUGGUGAUUGGACUUGGCGAAGCCAAUAAGCGUGUCGACAGAUUGAAAGUAGUAGCGAUCGCCAUUGACUCGUCCAUUCUCUCAGACCAAGCCUCAGAGAGAGGAUUUAAAUCUUGUGCAUCACUCAUUCUCUGACUCGUUCAUUCUCCCUUGGUUGUGAGGGAGAGAUCAUCGGCAGUGUCGCAGUGAUAUAUGGUGAAAACGAUUCCAUUUGGUUUGAUAAUCAGAUGUAUCGCAUGUUCAUUGCAUUCUCUACGUGCUCAACAAUUUAAGCCAUUUGAUUAAAAAAAUUACACGUGUCAAGUUUCACUGUUGUGCUAUAGAUCAUGUAGCAUAACCCUGUGCUACAGACAAGCCCGAUUCCUCACUGCAGAAAAUAUUCACUUCUUAAUUAGUCCUGAAUCCCUGAGAAGGAUGAAAAUAUCGUGCAGCAGUGGGUUAUACUGUUUUAGUAUAACGGUCCUAAAAAAAUUCCUUCAUAUUUUCGGUUGACUCAUACAUGGGAAAUUGGAAUAAGGAAAAAUUUAACUUAUCCUUUAAUUUGAAACGGUCGUGUUCUAGGGCUUUUUACGCAGUUGUUCCUUCCUAGUGCAAUUACGGCGGGAAGGGUAGAGGUUCCCGGCCAUUGUCUUAGCGGAACCAGUGAUUAAUUACAAGGUUUCAAGGGUUUUGCGAAUUGUGAUUGGUUCAAAUUGAGAUGGGCUAGGUGGCUUUGUUUAUUCUGGUUUGAACAGGGAAGAGCGGCUGUUGGUUGUUUUGUAUUGGUGAUUCUGGACUCUGGAGUUGUACUUUUGAAAUAGAGCUCUUAUAUUUACCAGAGAUUUGAUUGAGAGAAGUUUUCAAUAUGAGUCCAGAAAACAGCAGCAGUCCUCCAAGAGCAAGGCGAUUCCGCAGUACUGAGCGCUCAUCUUAUCGGGAUGCUCCAUAUCGAAGGGAUCGCCAUAGCUACAGGCACGAUUAUCUGUGCAAGAACUGCAAACGACCUGGACAUUAUGCCAGAGACUGUCCAAAUGUAGCUGUUUGUAACAACUGUGGACUUCCUGGUCACAUUGCCGCAGAGUGUACUGCAAAAACUAUAUGCUGGAACUGCAAGGAACCAGGGCAUCUUGCAAGUGAAUGCAACAAUGAGCCUAUUUGCCAUGUUUGUGGGAAAGUGGGACACCUAGCCCGUGGAUGCUCAGGUUCAGGCCUACCACCAUAUGACCUAAGGCUUUGCAACAACUGUUACAAGCCCGGCCACAUCGCUGUUGACUGCACCAAUGAGAAGGCAUGCAACAACUGUCGCAAGACUGGUCAUCUGGCCCGGGAGUGCCCAAAUGAGCCUGUCUGCAAUGUUUGCAAUGUGUCUGGUCAUUUAGCCCGUCAAUGCCCCAAGUCAGGUCUUGCAUCAGAGAUAGUCAGUGACCCCUUCCGUGACAUCAUCUGUCGCAACUGUGGCCAGCCAGGACACAUUAGCCGUGACUGUGUAGCGAUAGUCAUCUGCAACAACUGUGGUGGUAGGGGCCAUCAUGCAUUUGAAUGCCCUUCGGUACGGAUGCUUGACCAUGGAUUCCGGAGGUACUGACAUGGGAUUGAAGCGCAUCUGGUUAGUGGAAUUGUUUACAGAUGGUUUUUUUAAUCUUAUUAUUCUCAUUCUAAGUAGAUAGAUUUUGAAGGAGAGGGUUGUCUUAAUUUUUCUUUUUUCAUUCUCUUCUACCAUCGUUUCUUAACUCGGUUUUUUUCUAAUAUUUUAUAGUCCCAUGGGUAUUAAGUUCCACUCUGGAGUCUCGAUGUUCUACUGUUAGUGGUAACAGGCUUUAAAUUUGUUACUUUUUAUUUUGAACCAUUUUUUUACAUUUAUUAACAUGAAUUUUCGUGAUGCACAA